Messenger RNA from Trypanosoma theileri, 1824 nucleotides. RefSeq lists its product as uncharacterized. Gene Ontology annotation, cellular component: Set1C/COMPASS complex. The transcript has a single exon. The coding region runs from base 1 to 1824 and encodes 607 amino acids. The record is from RefSeq and is a predicted model, not a curated record. Lineage: Eukaryota; Euglenozoa; Kinetoplastea; Trypanosomatida; Trypanosomatidae.
AUGGAGAGUGCGUAUCUAAAGAACAGUGUGGGUCCAGUGCUUGCCAAGGCAGUGGCCGAGACGGUACUCGCGCAGCCCAGCAAUCCGCAGGAGUAUCUCGCCCUCUAUCUCUUACACGUACUGCAGGAGGAGGAACGCACCACCGCCGCCGCCACGCUCAAACAGAAGGUGGAACAGCAACGACAGUUGUGGGCAAAGGAACGGGCACUGCGUGAGAAACGCGCUGUUGAUACCAUUCAACGUUUCUUCUCUAAAUGUAAAGAUGCCUUACGUGCACGACAUGCACAGGAAACCGCAUUAUGGACAAAGUAUGAAACCGCCGUUGCCGAGGCAGAGGAACUAUUAGAGGAAGAAGACACACAUGCCGAUAAGGGAUAUACCACAGCUGGGGAUCAACCCCAUAAAGUGCAGGGGAAUACAGCUGGCGGAGAAGAAGAAGAUGAUGGGGCGGCAUUAGAGGAAGCCGCUGUUGCUGCGGAAGAGGCCCGUGCGGAGUUUUAUAAGGCCCAACGCUUUAUGCUUCAUCUUCGCAAGGCCUUCAUUGGAACCCUCAAGACGGAAUUGGUGGAUCGACGGGAACAGGUGCGGGUCGAACAGGACCGUAUACAUGAUAUUCUCGAUCUCACAACCGCAGAGGCUCGUGAAAAGGAAGAUGCGGAGUUUACAAAAACAACACUAACACACACCACAGCGAUGGGAGUAAAUACAUUACCAUCAUCCGCAGUAACCGCCGCAUUGGUGAAACAAAUCACCGUCCCACGACAUGAACGCAUUGCGGUAUCAAUGAUUCUCUACCGAGUUUUACGUUGUUGGUGUUAUUUCUUCUUUGACAGUACACCAAAAGAGACAGAUACCCCAGCGAAGGUUGCGGCGUUGGUGAAACCCUUCACUUUCAUGCAAUUACUACGUUCCUUUAAUCCUGUUGCCACCUACAGACGUGGACGUCCACUACGGCUUGAACAUAUCAUUCAUCACAGAGAUGAUGAGGAUGAUCAGGGCGGUGUAGAUGAUGAAGAUCCCAUGCGUGAAGGGGAUAGCGAUCCACUACCACAACCAAAGCCACGUCAAGCACGACGUGUGAAUCGUGUUCUCCGUGUAUUAAUGCACGAUGCGGAAUACAUCACGGCUGUGAAUCCCGCAGACUUUAUGGAUGUGGACGAAUUCGAUGAUGACGACGGUGGAGUUGCCGAUCGUGGCAGUGCGACAAACAGCAGCAACCAGGUGCAUGAGAGUGACAACCACAGUGCCGAUCACGCCAAUCUCAAUAAUAAUAACAAUAAUAAUAAUAAUACCGCUGGUGGACUGCGGGCUGCGGUGGCGGAGGCGGUGGACGCGGCUGCACGUGGGGCCGCCAUCGCUGAACGUGUGGAGUCCACCGCCCGAAAACACAGUGUGGUGUUGUACGCAUUACUGCGAAUGCUGCGCACCGCGAGUGCCUAUCGAGAUGCACGCGAUCGUUGGUUGACACUCCUGCAGCGCGGGGGCCACGAUGUGCCGGCGAUCGCGGGAGAAGUGCCGGAGGAUGACGAUAUGGAUCCACACAACGACGAGGCCCCCCGCGAUGAGGACGAAUACGAUGAGAACGACCACAAUCGCAACAAUAUGGACUUCAACAACGUUGUGGAGGAUGAGGCGCUGCGUCGACUGCUGCUGGUGAUUGGCGUUGACGAAGACGAGGCGCUGGCGAAGUUGUGGGGAGCGACAGACGCGGCGCGGCGUGUGCGUUGGGAGGCGUUUGCGGCCGCGGCUGCACGGCGGGCGGCGGAGGAGGAAGAGAGCGGCGGCCGCGAAGAUGAGGAUGGAGACGACGAGGACGAUGCGUGA